GAGAGAGAGGGAGAGGGAGGCCGAGCCGAGGCCGGAGCUCCCUUUUAAUUGAGGCUGUCAGGCUGCGAGAGGGAAGCAGGAGGAGGACGCUUCCACACUCGAGGCACCGAGGAAGGAAGGAAGGAGAGAGAGUAGCGGCAGCAAUUGCAACAGCAGAGCCAGGCUUCCUUUCCCGCCAGCGGCAAGGCAAGCAGCCUCCCGGGAAGGAAGGAUUUGUUGGAGGAGCCCUUGGGUCGCGGAAGGAAGGAAGCGGCCAGGAAAGCAGCCUUCUGCGGCGGAGGAGGAGCAGCAGCAGCAGCAGCAGCAACACAAGGAAGGAAAGACUUGGUGGAGGAGCCCUUUUCCCGCCCCCGGAUCACCUUCAGAGAGAGAGAGAGAGACCAUUGUAUGUGUAUAGAUACAGAUAGUGUGUCUAUAGUGUGCGCGUGUAUUGUGUGUAAACACAUAGACACUUGCACUAUAUAUAUGUGUGUAUAUGUAGUGUGUGUGCGCAUACAUACACUUAUGUAGUAUAUAUGUAGUGUAUGUAUACACACGGACACAUAUAGUGUGUGUGCCUUUAUACCUAGUGUGUGCAUACACACACACACACACACACAUAUAUAUAUCUUGUGUAAAUAUAUACCCACAUAGACACCCAAAUCCACUCUCCUCUCCCUGCCUGGCUCCCCUUCUCCUCCUCCUGGCUCCGGGGUCCCUUGGUGGCGGCGCUGGGUUCCGGAUGAAGACGCACCUCUGGGGGGGCUCCUCGGAGGGCUCCGUGGCGCCGCCGCCGCCGCCGCCUCCUCCGUCUUCGGGGGGGAUGUCUGGGUCUCCUCCGCCGUGGAAGAGCGCGGCGUGGCUGCAGGAGGAGCUGGAGUCCGGGGCCGGCAGGGCCUCCUCCUCGUCGGGGGGCCUGCUGCUGCUGGACUGCCGGCCGCACGAGCUCUUCGAGUCCUCGCACAUCGAGUCCGCGGUGAACGUGGCGCUGCCGGGGCUGAUGCUGCGGCGGCUGAAGAAGGGCAACCUGCCCAUCCGCUCCAUCAUCCCCAACCACGAGGACAAGGAGCGCUUCCUCCGGCGCUGCAAGGCCGACACCGUCCUCCUCUACGACGAGGCCACCGCCGACUGGAGCCACGACGCCUCCUCCGUCCUCGGCCUCCUGCUCCACAAGCUCCGCGAGGACGGGUGCAAGGCCUUCUACCUCAAAGGUGGAUUCAACAAAUUUCAGACAGAAUACUCAGAGCAUUGUGAAACCAAUCUUGACACUUCUUCUCCUACCAACUCUCCUCCUGCCUCUGUCCUUGGUCUGGGAGGGCUGAGGAUCAGCUCCGAUUGCUCCGAUGGGGAGUCUGACCGGGAGCCUAGCAGUGCCACGGAAUCAGACGGGAGCCCUAUCCCUAACAAUCAGCCAGCGUUUCCUGUCCAGAUUCUUCCCUAUUUGUAUCUGGGUUGUGCCAAAGAUUCCACCAACUUGGAUGUUUUGGGCAAAUAUGGCAUCAAGUACAUCCUGAACGUUACUCCCAACCUUCCCAACAUGUUUGAGCACGACGGAGAAUUCAAGUACAAACAGAUUCCCAUCUCGGAUCACUGGAGUCAGAAUCUCUCCCAAUUCUUUCCUGAGGCCAUUGCUUUCAUUGAUGAGGCCCGUUCAAAAAAGUGUGGGAUUCUUGUUCACUGCCUCGCUGGCAUCAGCAGGUCGGUAACCGUAACUGUGGCCUAUUUAAUGCAGAAACUCAACUUGUCUCUUAAUGAUGCCUAUGACUUUGUAAAGAGGAAAAAGUCCAAUAUCUCUCCAAACUUUAACUUCAUGGGCCAACUGCUGGACUUUGAAAGGACUUUGGGACUCAACAGCCCAUGCGACAACCGCUCACCCGGUGAACAGCUCUACUUCACCACUCCAACCAAUCACAACUUGUUUCAGCUGAACACCUUGGAAUCCACAUGAAGGAGAUAUUCUUUGGGCAACCCCAGGUCUUGAAUAGCUUCUCUUGAGCAUUUCAAAUCCUUAGUGGAGGAAAAAGUCUUUCCAGUCACUCUUGAAAGAACUGGUUUCUCCAAGAAGAGCUGUCUGAUUGCUGCUUUACCGAAAAGGCUUAUGCCAUUUAUUAGUAUUCUGAUGCUAAUCAAAAUGGGUUCAGAGGAGUUACCUUAUCAGAGUUAUUUAAUGUGGGGAUGGCAUGGCGUUAUGAACGCAACUGUUACUGGCAAUAACUGCUAUCCUUUCUGAGUGUGUGUAGAGACUGAUGUAAUACGCACACAGCACAUAUACACAUGCGUGUAUACACAUGUACACACAUGCCACACGCACACUUAAAAACAAACAAACCUGACUUGUGUGUAUUAGCUUGAUGUGGAAAGCAAAUGAGACUUAUGCACUUGGCAACCUUAACCAAUAAGUGUUGGCCUAAGACUGUUGUUUUAAAAUCGUUUACUUUUUUUUUUAAAGAGGUAAAUCUUUAUUCUUUCUUGAGUUCAAACUUUUUAAAUAUGUAUGUUCCUGACUGUUUGUACAGACAAGGUUGCAAAACCAGUAUUUUAUUCUGUUCUUGUUUGAUUUCAUGUUUUUUAGAUAGAGAGAGAAAACAAAAUCAAAUGUUUCUAUUGACCAAAUGCAUUUUGCACACAUUGUAAAGCCUUGAUAUAUUUCUGGCAUAUUACUGGGUACUUGGGUGGAGAGGGGAGAGAUUAAGAGACAGAAAGAAAUCUGUAGCUAAUGGUUGUUAGCAACUGAUUGGAGUUCUCAUGACAUAUGAGGGCUAGUUGGUGAUAAUGCCGCUCUCCACCUUGCCCACAUUCACAAUCUCUUCUGCACUGAAUCAGCCAAGGUGACUAAGCGCCAAUGUGCUUUUUAAAAAAAUAAUAAAAAAAACACCCACCUUCGCCAAAAAUGAAACAACCCCAACCCACAGCCCUAUCCUUCACCAGUUACCACUCUGUUUGAUGUUACCUGAGAUGACAUCUCGCAUCACCUUCAUCCAGAGCUGGUAGAAGCAUGUUUCAAGGCUUGGUUGCUCUGUGCAGCCUUUUAUGACUGUUAACGUCACCUAGCUGGCCUGAAAUCAUUCCAGCUUCCAAAGCAAUGAACAUACUUUCAGUGAUGUUGUCAUUUAUCUUGCACAGUUGAUUCUUGUGUGUGUGUGUAUUAGAUGAUGAAACAGCAGGGAGGGAUAAAAGAGUAAAGCAGUACUGCUAUUUUAAAAUCUUUGAGCAGAGCAGAGACUUUGAAAAUGUGUAACUAGAGGACAACUUGCAUAUGAAUCACAAGAAGGGCAUGGAAUUUAUGCUUUUUAGCAAAGGUGAGGAGAAACUGCUAAAUUUCUUGAUGCCAUUGGAGCUUUUUGGUGAACUUUUUCUAAGUAACUUCUUUGCUGUGCCUUCUACAACAAGAAGACUUGUUUAUAUUUCUCAUUAAUGUAUAAUACUGGAAGAGGGAGAAGUGGUGCUUAAUUUUGUGGUUUUUUAGGGAGGAGGGCAGAAUGGACAUGGAAAAAAACAACCUUUUACUGGCUGCAGUGUAGUCCCUCUUUUUUUCCUUGUCUCUUUUUCUACUUUCACUCAAAGCAACUUCUAAAAAGCCACGGAGUUCCUUCCCCCAUAUUCAGUUUUUAUAUUCCCCUACCCCGAUAAAUAAAUCUCCAUGUGGAAGAAUGUUUAAUGCUGUCACAUCAUGAAACUGUGGUGUGUGCGUGUGUAAAUGUGUAUUUUUUGAGGAAAAAAGAAAUAUUACCAGAAUAUUGGGAUGAUUUCUUUUUCAUUGUUGUUGGUUUGUUUAUUUUUUGUUCAUUUUAAAAACGUAACAAUGUUGGGGUUGUUGGGUCAUCAGGACAGGAAAAAAUGGAGCACUAUGUGUGGAUGAGCAAGCAAAUGAGGAAUCUCCUAACUGCAUCUUACCUCAAGGAGAACUUUUUUAUUUUUCAGGGAUUUAGUGCAUCUGUAUCUUAAGCUGGUUUGUAUAAAGGCUUCCUGUGCCAAUGGUGGUUGUCUUAAAGAUGCAUCCUCUUCGUACAAAUGAGUCUUUGUUAGUGAGGAACAACUUUUGCUUUCUGUGAUUAUGAAGGAAAAGCAAGUGACCCUGUAUAUCCUGAACCCAAGGUUGGGACUUUGUUUAUAUUGCAAAUAAAAAUUAUUUUUUCUUUAAAAA
This is a messenger RNA of Sceloporus undulatus (fence lizard), 4123 nucleotides long. RefSeq names its product dual specificity phosphatase 7 (gene DUSP7). Gene Ontology annotation, cellular component: cytoplasm; cytosol. Gene Ontology annotation, molecular function: protein tyrosine/threonine phosphatase activity; MAP kinase tyrosine/serine/threonine phosphatase activity. The coding region runs from base 722 to 1927 and encodes 401 amino acids. The record is from RefSeq and is a predicted model, not a curated record. Gene Ontology annotation, biological process: negative regulation of MAPK cascade; protein dephosphorylation. NCBI's taxonomy places the organism in Eukaryota, Metazoa, Chordata, Lepidosauria, Squamata, Phrynosomatidae. The transcript has 3 exons.